AUGUACCGAAUACGACCGCCGUUGCACACCCUUAGCGCAACCCGCGCACCUCUCCCACUCCCACUCCCAACCCAACCCCGCUUCUACCAGCAACUCCCCUUUGGCCGGGGCGCUCGCCCGCAAUACAAGCGCUUCUCUAGUCCCUCAGGCGGGCUGUCCGGGCUGCUCUACCGCUGGGCGGCGCGCCCAACCUUCUACCGCGACAUUGGCAUUCUCAGCGCCGGCGCGGGCACAAUCUACCUGUACAACCUAGAAGAAGUGCCCGUGUCGGGCCGCCGCCGCUUCAACAUUAUACCGCCGCAGCUCGAAGAAGCCAUUGGGCGCUCGUCGGUCGACCAGGUGCGCGAGCAGUACGCUGGGCGCAUUCUACCCGACAACGAUGUGCGCGUGCGCAAGAUCAAGAAGGUGCUGCAGCGCUUGCUGCCGUAUGCUGAGGGCGAGGGCUUGCAAGGUCUCGAUUGGGAGGUUACAGUUAUAGAGAGUCCGGAACAGAAUGCGUUUGUGGCGCCGGGAGGCAAGGUGUUUGUGUUUACGGGCAUCCUGCCGUUGUGUCGGGAUGAAGAUGGGAUUGCGGCUGUCUUGGGACAUGAGAUUGCGCAUGUGGUUGCGCAUCAUACUGCAGAACGCAUGUCUCAAGCUCCCCUCGUUCUCCUCGGCGUCCUCGCACUCUCCCUCUUCGACAUAUCCUUUUACUCGGGUAAACUCCUCAUCGACCUCUUUCUCUCCAUGCCGGCCUCGCGCAAGCACGAGGCGGAAGCCGAUUUUAUCGGCCUCAUGAUGAUGGCCCAGGGCUGCUACAGCCCGCAGGCUGCCAUGGACUUUUGGGCCCGCAUGGAGAAGAUGGGCGGUGGUGAGCCCCCGCAGAUACUGAGUACGCAUCCGAGCCAUCAUAAUCGCGAGGAGAAGAUUCGUGAGUGGUUGCCCAAGGCGAUGGAGAAGGCCGAGGCGAGUGAGUGUUAUGGCACGAGUCAGUAUGACUAA
Molecule: messenger RNA, 981 nt
Organism: Bipolaris zeicola 26-R-13
Lineage: Eukaryota; Fungi; Ascomycota; Dothideomycetes; Pleosporales; Pleosporaceae
Exons: 3
Coding region: 1-981 (326 amino acids)
Biological process (GO): mitochondrial protein processing; protein quality control for misfolded or incompletely synthesized proteins
Cellular component (GO): mitochondrial inner membrane
Molecular function (GO): metalloendopeptidase activity
Source: RefSeq, a predicted model, not a curated record